Molecule: messenger RNA, 1970 nt
Organism: Mustela lutreola (European mink)
Lineage: Eukaryota; Metazoa; Chordata; Mammalia; Carnivora; Mustelidae
Product: cytochrome b-245 chaperone 1
Exons: 7
Coding region: 429-992 (187 amino acids)
Source: RefSeq, a predicted model, not a curated record
GCGGGCGGCCGGGGCGGGCGAGGCGUCCCAGAGCCGCGGGAAGCGGACCGGGGGCGCGGGGCCUGGCUGGGGGGGGUCGGGCGGGUCCAGCCGCAGCAGGAGCAGCCCGGGGUGGACCGAGACGCGGGAUUCGUCGGUACCAACCGAACCCAUCCCUUACUGUCGUGAGUUGGACUUCACUGCGCCCCAGAACCGGGGGCCCCAGCCGGAGCCCCCGGACCCUCCGCCGCACGUAGCCUGUUGUCCGAGCGGCCGGAGACAGACCCAGACCAGACGAGACCCGGAGUCCCUUUCUCGGGGGCAGCACAGGGCGGUGCGGGCCCUCUGAGAGUUCUGCUGGGGUGUCGGGAGCUCGGACGCUGCCCAGGCUUCCGAGGACUGCGGCUUCCGGCGCGUCCUGUCCGGAGUGGUGCGCGCCCAGACCCGGGAUGUACAUGCAGGUGGAGUCCCGCACCAGCUCCUGCCUCCAUCUGAAGAGGGCUCCAGGCAUCAGGUCCUGGUCUUUGCUUGUUGGAAUCUUGUCGAUUGGCUUGGCUGCUGCCUACUACAGUGCAGAUAGUCUGGGCUGGAAGCUCUUCUAUGUCACGGGCUGCCUGUUCGUGGCCGUGCAGAACCUGGAGGACUGGGAGGAAGCCGUCUUCAACAAGAACACCGGGCAGGUUGUCCUGAAGACAUUCAGCUUGUACAGGAAGCUGCUGACUCUUCUCAGAGCCGGCCACGACCAAGUGGUGGUCCUGCUGAAUGACAUCCGGGAUGUGAACGUGGAGGAGGAGAAAGUCCGGUAUUUUGGGAAGGGCUACGUGGUGGUGUUGCGGUUCGCAACAGGCUUCUCCCACCCCCUCACACAGAGUGCGGUCAUGGGCCACCGCAGUGAUGUGGAAGCCAUCGCCAAGCUUAUUGCCACCUUCCUGGAACUGCACCGACUGGAGAGUCCCGUGGAGCUGUCUCAGAGCAGUGACAGCGAGGCUGAUGGCCCGGGGAGCCAGAGCUAACGCCCAUAGAGCCCCUGGCCUUGGUUCUGGUGGGCCACCGGCAAGCCUUCCUCCAGCGCCUGGUUGUGUCCCCACUGGCCCCAGGGUGGGACCCUCUGCCAUUCCUGCUGCUUGCUUCUGCCCUCUGAGCAAAACCACAGGCUGGACCUUCUGCAGGCUCUGAGCUGUCCAGGGAGGGCACAGGCCUCAGAGCUGCCUCCUGGCAUCAGAGGGCUGGCCCCAGCCUGGGCAGUGACGGGGGACUCUGAGAGCACACGUACCCCACUGCCCACCAGCUGCGUGGGGAUCAGGUCUUUGAAAUGGGACACCCAGGGAGGUUCGUCAGUCCCCCGCAGUUCAGCUCCCCAGUGACAGCAAGGCUUCAGCAGGUGUGCACAGUGCCGACAGCUGGGUCAGGCUCAGAGGGAGCCAGGAGGACGCCCACACUGGCUUGAUGUCCCCAGGGAUCCCAAUGGGCCCUGCCCCACAUGCUACAGCCCUUCCCUGGCUCAGUCCCCUCCGAGGCUAGAGUGCGGUGCUUGCCCAGGCUCUGCAGGGCCCAGGGCGGGCGCUGAGGCUCCCACCUGGCUGUGUGCACUGCAGCCACUCCCAAGGCCUCCCCAGCCUGCACACAGCCCCUGACCAGCCGGGCCUGCCACAGGGCUUGUGCAGGGACAGAGAGGCCCCACACAGAGCCUAGGCAGGGUGGCUCCCUUAGGAACCCAGGCAGGACGUGGGGCCUAGGGCUGCUGCAGCAGCCCCCACAGAGGGGAGGCAGUGAGGCAACUCUGAGCCCGGCACUCAGGAGCUGAGCCAGGAGCAGCUAGGAAGCGGGGAGCCCCGCAGAGGAGGGUCGUCUCUGGGGAGCCCUGUCCCCUUCUCCAGAGAGGCCACCAACAGCUCUAGUUUGGGGAACAGUCAUUGACACAUGCCAAAGUUGAGUUUUUAAGUGGUAAAAUUUGAAAGCUUUCUUUUUCUAAAAUAAAGUAUGAAAUGCCA